ACAUCAUGUGAUGGCAUUCUAACAUAGUAAGCUAUUUCUGUAAUCUGAAAACAACACAUAGUAACUGCCAGUGCCCAUGUAUUGCACUGGCAGUGUUGUACAGAUGUGCUCCUCAGUGACUCCUUCUUCCUGCUGCGUUCAUAUCUUCUCUCUUGCUAAACGCUAACACAGUAAAUGUCUCGUCUCUGCACUUCCUCUUUAGUGGUCAGUUCAUAAAUAGAUUGCUUGUCAAAACAAAAGUGAAAGUGUUACACUGACAGAGAAGAGUCGAGUGUGGGAUGGCUAUGCCAGAGACAUUACAAAGACAAUAUCAAUCUAUUCAAGACAUGGACCAGGCAGCUGUGUCGUGGAAAAAGUUCUUUGUCUUCUUGGCGGGGAAAACUAAUGGGGCUCAUCUAAGCUUUGUUGCAAAGCUAAAAGGCGCUGGGCAAACUGAGGUCUCCUCUCCUGAAGUGAGCGACUAUGUUCUGGUUUUCUGUCCUAUCACUUCAACAGUUGGAACAGACAUCAGCGAGGCCCUGGACAACUUUCCAGUUGGUAAACCAGCAAUUCUGGUGGUGAUGCAUCACACCUUCAAUUCUGACCAUGUUGUAGCUGAAAGCAGAAGACUGGUGAACAACCCGAACGUCCACCUCACUGUGGACUGUCUGUUCUAUGAGGGCAGACUCUUGGAGUGUAACCGCAAUGAUAUUGCAUUGCUUGACAUCAAGAAGUUUCUUGGAGUUUCUGCUUCCCAGGUCUCUAUCUGGCAAACCAUCAAGAAUAAGAUUGGUUGAGGAGCCAUCAGCUUAAGCAGGUUUAAGUGUUACCAAUGUUACUUCACAACCCCAGUAAUUGUGCUUUUCAGAUACAAGUUUUGUGGCAUGUACUUGUUAAAUGUGUGUGUGUAGAGUCGUGUGUGCUGGAAUCUUAGGAAGUUUUAAAUGAAGACAAAACACCUCUGUAAAACAAUGAUUGCUGCUGCUUUGUGCUCAUUUAAAUGUCAAAAAUGUAUAUUCCUUCAUGAAUAAUUAAUAAAAAUGAAUGAAUCAAAGUUAUUAUAUCAUAUUUGUUGCAUCGCUGAUAAACAAAUAUGAUGGAUUCCUAUGGAAAAUGAGGAUCUCAGAAAAAAUAAAGAUCAAAGUUUCAGUUCCCA
Molecule: messenger RNA, 1135 nt
Organism: Siniperca chuatsi (mandarin fish)
Lineage: Eukaryota; Metazoa; Chordata; Actinopteri; Centrarchiformes; Sinipercidae
Exons: 6
Coding region: 279-776 (165 amino acids)
Source: RefSeq, a predicted model, not a curated record